Molecule: messenger RNA, 1909 nt
Organism: Ipomoea triloba (trilobed morning glory)
Lineage: Eukaryota; Viridiplantae; Streptophyta; Magnoliopsida; Solanales; Convolvulaceae
Product: molybdate transporter 1
Exons: 2
Coding region: 46-1431 (461 amino acids)
Biological process (GO): molybdate ion transport
Molecular function (GO): molybdate ion transmembrane transporter activity
Source: RefSeq, a predicted model, not a curated record
UAAUUAUUAUUCCCUCUUCUCACAUUCCUUUCAAAUUCUCUCACUAUGCAGUCCACUCCGCCGCAACUAACCGCCCGUUCACCGCUCGAACCCGGCGGCGGCGUUCGACGCCCCACCGCCGCCGCGCUGGUGCGACGGGUGAGCGGGAAUCUCGUGUUCCGGUCGAAAUGGGCGGAGCUGAACGGCGCAAUGGGGGAUUUGGGAACUUAUAUUCCGAUAGUGUUGGCCUUGACACUGGCCAAGAACCUAGACCUUGGUACGACGUUGAUUUUCACGGGCGUCUAUAAUUUUGUCACGGGGGCUGUCUACGGUGUCCCCAUGCCCGUUCAGCCCAUGAAGUCCAUCGCCGCGGCUGCCAUCUCCAGCCCGAGUUUCGACAUCCCGGAGGUGAUGGCCGCCGGGAUUUGUACCGGCGGGAUCCUCUUCCUCCUCGGAGUGACUGGGCUGAUGCAGCUCGUGUACAAGCUCAUCCCAUUAUCUGUGGUCCGAGGGAUUCAGCUAGCACAAGGUUUGUCAUUUGCCAUGACGGCGGUGAAGUACGUAAGAAACGAACAAAAUUUUUCCAAGUCAAAAUCCACCGGCGACCGGCCGUGGCUAGGGUUAGACGGUUUGUUGUUAGCCAUAAUCUGUGCUGGUUUUAUCAUACUGGUGAAUGGUUCCGGCGAGGAUCAAGAAAACGAACAAGAAGAAGAAGAAGAAGAGAGUCCAAGAACUAAGAAAAAUGUGACAAAAAUCAUAGCUUUACUCCCCUCAGCUGUCCUAAUCUUCUUGCUCGGUCUUAUUCUGGCGAUCAUAAGAGACCCCAGCGCGGUAAAAAGGUUCAAAUUUGGGCCGUCUUCAAUUAAAGUGGUGAAGAUUUCUAAGCAUUCAUGGAAGGAAGGGUUUGUGAAGGGGACAAUUCCUCAGUUGCCGUUAUCCAUCUUGAACUCUGUCGUCGCCGUUUGCAAGCUCUCCACGGAUUUGUUCCCGGAGAAGGAGGUGUCGGCGACGUCAGUGUCGGUGACGGUGGGGCUGAUGAAUUUGGUGGGGUGUUGGUUUGGUGGCAUGCCGUGCUGCCACGGCGCCGGAGGGCUGGCCGGGCAGUAUAAGUUCGGCGGGAGGAGCGGCGGCUGCGUGGCGGCGCUGGGCGUGGUGAAGGUGGUUUUGGGGGUGGUUUUGGGGAGCUCAAUAGUGAAGAUUUUGGUGCAGUUUCCGGUUGGGGUUUUGGGGGUUUUGCUGUUGUUUGCUGGGAUUGAGUUGGGGAUGUGUGCUAGGGACAUGAGUUCCAAGGAGGAGUCGUUUGUUUUGUUGGUUUGUACCGCGGUUUCGCUUGUUGGGUCCAGCGCUGCACUAGGGUUCUUGUGCGGGAUUGUCGCACAUUUGUUGUUGAAAUUUCGAAAACUCACAGGUAUUAAUCAACGUAAGGUUAGUUGUUCCAUACCCAUACCAUAAGUGGCAAAGUCGAACGGUACGAUGUUGAUCGUUACAGAUUAUCCAUCUUUACAUUGAACAACGAUUUACCUCAACUCGUUGAGUCGAGUGCAACACGAGGGUUAGUUCUAAUCUUGUGUAGAUGUUAAUCAAGGUUAGUUGAUCGGCCUAAUUGAUAAGUGACAAAGUUGAAUGGUGUUGUUACAUGUUUGAUACAGAUCAUCGAUCUUGUUUAUAUAUUUUCCUCCUCUUAAAUACUGUCUACUGAACUAGUAAGUUAAGCUUGUUGUGGAGCUUCUUUAUGUAUUCUUGAGAUUAUCCAUAGGAGUGUGCUUGUGUUAGUUGGGUAUUAAUGGAUAGUUAUGAAGUGCAUAAAUUUGGUGGAAACUUUUAUAAAUCUUGAAGAUUGUGUAUACAUGUUAAAUGUUGUUGAAUGCUUGGUGUCUCCCUUAUCAGUUACCAGUGACUAGAUAAUAAAAAUUGUGUUCAGUGACUUCAA